CGGAGUAACAAUUUCGACAUGGCUGACAACACGUCACCUGACGUCACGUUCUGGGAGACCAUUGACCACUUGGGCGGCAUCUGGGCCAUCAUCGGCGUGGUCGUGGCGUUGACCGUGUUCUACGUGGCAUUGAUUGAGUUCAUGAUCCCCCGCGGGCGGAUAUCGCAGGCCGAGCGAGCCAAGUCCCAACGAACCAAACUCAUGCGGGCAGCACGAGAAAACGUCAAGUCCCAGCGACUGGUCGACUAGUCUUGUGUCUGUUUAAAUAGAGGCUUGUACAGCACAAAACUAUCAUGUCCUCGCUCUGCUCAUCUCAGUGCCGACCCACGACUAC
Messenger RNA from Aphanomyces astaci, 334 nucleotides. RefSeq lists its product as hypothetical. The record is from RefSeq and is a predicted model, not a curated record. NCBI's taxonomy places the organism in Eukaryota, Oomycota, Saprolegniomycetes, Saprolegniales, Verrucalvaceae. The transcript has 2 exons. Bases 19 to 249 code for a protein of 76 amino acids.